AGGGAAGAUGAAAGACCGACUUCAAGAACUAAAACAGAAAACAAAGGAAAUCGAACUCUCUAGAGACAGUCAGGUGUUGUCUGUGGAAGCAGAGGAACAAGGGGUGUUUGUCCAGCAAGCUGUUAUUUAUGAAAGAGAGCCUGUGGCUGAGAGACAUCUACAUGAGAUCCAAAAACUGCAGGAGAAUAUUAACAAUUUUGCAGAAGAUGUUCAAAGAUUUGGACAGCAGCAGAAAAGUUUGGUAGCCUCAAUGAGAAGGUUUAGUCUCCUUAAGAGAGAAUCUACCAUUGCAAAGGAAAUAAAAAUCCAAGCAGAACACAUUAACAGAGCUUUGGGUGAUUUAGUUAAAGACGUUAAAAAGUCAGAGGCAGAAAAUGGUCCAUCAUCGGUGGUCACAAGGAUGCUUAAGUGUCAGUAUACAGCUAUGUUCCACCAUUUUCAGCAAACCAUGUUUAUAUACAAUGACACAAUUGCAGCAAAGCAAGAGAGGUGUAAGACAUUUAUUUUCCGUCAGCUUGAAGUGGCUGGAAAAGAAGCUCCUGAAGAAGAAGUAAAUGACAUGUUACAACACGGCAAGUGGGAAGUGUUUAAUGAAAGCUUACUUACAGAAACCAGUAUCACUAAAGCACAACUCUCAGAGAUUGAACAGAGACACAAAGAACUUGUUAAUUUGGAGAAUCAAGUAAAGGACUUGAGGGAUCUGUUCAUUCAGAUAUCUCUUUUAGUAGAGGAACAAGGGGAGGGCAUCAACAAUAUUGAAAUGAUAGUGAACAGCACAAAAGAGUAUGUUAGCAACACUAAAGAGAAAUUCGGACGAGCUGUAAAGUACAAAAGAAGAAAUCCCUGCAGGACCCUGUGCUGCUGCUGCUGUCCCUUCUGCAGUUCAAAAUAAGCUAUUU
Molecule: messenger RNA, 899 nt
Organism: Nannospalax galili (Upper Galilee mountains blind mole rat)
Lineage: Eukaryota; Metazoa; Chordata; Mammalia; Rodentia; Spalacidae
Gene: Stx19
Product: syntaxin 19
Exons: 1
Coding region: 8-892 (294 amino acids)
Biological process (GO): intracellular protein transport; synaptic vesicle fusion to presynaptic active zone membrane; exocytosis
Cellular component (GO): presynaptic active zone membrane; endomembrane system; plasma membrane
Molecular function (GO): SNAP receptor activity; SNARE binding
Source: RefSeq, a predicted model, not a curated record